Messenger RNA from Cryptotermes secundus, 1076 nucleotides. RefSeq names its product mediator of RNA polymerase II transcription subunit 4 (gene MED4). Gene Ontology annotation, biological process: regulation of transcription by RNA polymerase II. Bases 71 to 838 code for a protein of 255 amino acids. Gene Ontology annotation, cellular component: core mediator complex; mediator complex. The transcript is spliced from 5 exons. Gene Ontology annotation, molecular function: transcription coregulator activity. The record is from RefSeq and is a predicted model, not a curated record. Lineage: Eukaryota; Metazoa; Arthropoda; Insecta; Blattodea; Kalotermitidae.
GUUGUCGGUGUUCGUUGAAUGAAAAGAGCGAGGACCGGUGAGGACGGAAUCAAAACAAAGAAGACAAAUAAUGGCGUCCAAUAUAGUUAGCACUGGUGAAAGGCUACUUGCCCUAAUUGAUGACAUAGAAUUAAUUUCAAAGGAAUUAAUUGAGAACACCAUUGCACAAAAACAUCAGAAACUGUCAAGCUCUGAGCAUUUUUUAAUUACUGAAUUACUUGUGGCCAAAGACAGUGAAUUGAAGGAGGUUCUUAAAAUGGCAACAGAACAAGCCAAAAUUAAUCACAAGAUGGAAUCUUUGAAAAGGGAAGUUGAGAGGCAAGACCAGUACAUCCAGCAACUUCAGCGGCAACUAAAGGAGGCAGAACAAAUUCUUGCAACUGCUAUAUAUCAAGCUAAACAAAAACUUCAGUCCAUAGCAAGAGCCAGCAAGCGACCAGUGCCUUCAGAGGACUUGAUCAAGUUUGCUCAUAGAAUUAGUGCAUCUAAUGCUGUGUGCGCUCCACUGACAUGGCAGCAGGGUGAUCCUCGGCGACCAUAUCCAACAGAUAUUGAAAUGCGUCUGGGAUGUCUUGGUCGUUUAAGCGAUCUACCAAUCAAUGGUCAUCUUCUGCAGCAGCAGAACAGCCUUACAGAUCUCCACAGGACAGGCCAUCCACCUGGAUCAGAGCUUCCUGCAUCCCAGCAGAACCAGUUUGCAUGGCAUCCAUCAGGUGAAAUCCACAUGACAGUGGGGGGACAAGGUAGCGUUUCUAUGGAUACCAGGAAUCACACUACAGAGGAUGUAGAAGUGAUGUCAACAGAUUCUAGCAGCAGUUCCUCAAGUGACUCCCAGUGAUACAUUUUGGAAGUUGAAAGUAGUCAUUCUGUUAUUAUAAUAAAUGUGUACAUAAUUAUCUUGUAUUUUGUUGGGAGAGAAAUAACAGUAUCUAAUGUGUUGAAGCAAAUAUGAGAGUCUGGAAUUCAGAGACAUGUUUCAAUGAGGAAAAUAUAAGUUUGGAUCUUGUAACUUCAGUUUUAUUUCUAUUUAACUUGUAAAACUGUCAAUAAAGAUGAUUUGGAGUUAGUAUUUAUUA